This is a messenger RNA of Orbilia oligospora ATCC 24927, 798 nucleotides long. RefSeq lists its product as uncharacterized. The record is from RefSeq and is a predicted model, not a curated record. Gene Ontology annotation, cellular component: cytosol. Bases 1 to 798 code for a protein of 265 amino acids. Gene Ontology annotation, biological process: protein N-linked glycosylation; GDP-mannose biosynthetic process; mannose metabolic process. NCBI's taxonomy places the organism in Eukaryota, Fungi, Ascomycota, Orbiliomycetes, Orbiliales, Orbiliaceae. Gene Ontology annotation, molecular function: phosphomannomutase activity. The transcript is spliced from 3 exons.
AUGGCAGAUAUCAUUCCAAUCCAAGAGCGACCGAUCAAGAACACAAUUGUCUUAUUCGAUGUCGACGAGACACUAACCCCUGCUCGACGUCUUGUCAGCCCAGAGGUAUUCAAGCUCCUCGCCGACCUCCGCUCAAAAGUCGUCGUCGGAUACGUCGGCGGCAGCGAUUUCAGCAAGCAGCAGGAGCAGCUCGGCGUUGACGGCGUAAACGUCACGACCCUCUUCGACUACUGCUUUCCUGAAAACGGACUAACCGCCUUCCGUCUCGGCGAAAAGCUCCCCUCGACCUCCUUCAUUCAUUACGUCGGUGAAGAAAAAUACAAGAAGCUCUCUAGAUUCAUUCUCCACUACAUCGCCGACCUUGACAUCCCCAUCAAACGUGGUACAUUCAUCGAAUUCCGUAACGGAAUGAUCAAUGUCUCACCGAUCGGCCGUAACGCUUCCCAUCAAGAACGUCUAGAUUUCUGGGAGUACGACAAGACCGCCAAAGUUCGUGAGAAGUUUGUCGAGAUUUUGAGAAAGGAGUUUUCGGAUUUUGGAUUGACAUUCAGUAUCGGUGGACAAAUCAGUUUCGAUGUUUUCCCGACUGGGUGGGAUAAGAGGUAUUGUUUGAACCAUGUUGAGAAGGAGCUUGAUGCCAAUGGGAAGCCAUACUUCACAAAGGUUCAUUUUUUUGGAGAUAAGACUAUGGAAGGAGGCAAUGACUUUGAGAUUUACACGGAUCCGAGGGUUGAUGGGCAUAGUGUUAAGAAUCCCGAAGAUACUCUGGAACAGGUCAAGAAGCUUUUUGACUUGUAG